AUGGCAGCUGUGCCCGUGGAGCAACGUGCUGGAACAUUCCCUGAAGCGCCAGGAGGGGUGAACGUGACCAGUAGGCUUGGAUUUUGUGGCCAGCGGACUCUGAUUUGCUGCCUGCGGACUCUGAUGACGCAGCUGUGCAAGACCCCGGGCCUGGGGAGGAGAUUGUUCCCGAAGCAGCGCGUGACUCCGUGGGAAGCCCGCGCAGGGAAGGGCUGUAGGGGAUCCUUCCUUCUUCCUGAGGAGAUCUACACUAAAGCCAUUAUGUCGCGACAAGUAUCAAGGAGCCAAGAAGUCCUGCAAAGCUAUGGAGCAGCUUAUGAGAGAGAGCUUUAUACCACAAACGUGGUGGUGGAAAUUGGAGCUGGUCUUCUCGCUCCCCAUCCUGCAUUCUGGGCAUCUGUACCUGGAGUGUGGUAUUGCCUGCAAAUCAGUAGGAAGAUCAAACAGCCUUUCAGCCAGCUGCUCAACAUUGGUCACUGCCUUUGGAGAACGAUGAACCCAUCAGCAGAGCUGAGUGCUGCUGUACAUCACCCAGCACAUGCCAGAGCCUAUGGAAUCAACAGCAUCCUCUACCAGCGGGGCAUCUACCCCCCCGAGACCUUCACCCGCGUCCAGAAGUACGGGCUCACCCUCCUCGUCACCACCGACCCCGAGCUGAAGAACUACCUCAACAACGUGGUGGAGCAGAUGAAAGAGUGGCUGUACAAGUGCAUCGUGCAGCGCCUGGUGGUGGUCAUCUCCAGUACCGAAAACAACGAGGUCCUGGAGCGGUGGCAGUUUGACAUAGAGUGUGACAAAACUGCAAAAGAUGAGACUGCACCACGAGAAAAAUCCCAGAAAGCUAUUCAGGAUGAAAUUCGCUCUGUAAUCAGACAGAUAACUGCCACAGUAACUUUUCUGCCACUGUUGGAAACUGCCUGUGCCUUUGACUUGCUGAUAUACACGGAUAAAGACUUGGCAGUGCCAGAGAAAUGGGAAGAGUCAGGACCACAAUUCAUAGCCAAUUCAGAAGAGGUCCGUCUGCGGUCCUUCACUACUACAGUCCACAAAGUCAGUAGUAUGGUGGCUUACAAAAAGGAUUCUUUCCCCUGA
This is a messenger RNA of Chaetura pelagica (chimney swift), 1092 nucleotides long. It is a transcript of the gene MAD2L1, whose product is annotated as MAD2 mitotic arrest deficient-like 1 (yeast). The coding region runs from base 1 to 1092 and encodes 363 amino acids. Gene Ontology annotation, cellular component: nucleoplasm; kinetochore; cytoplasm. NCBI's taxonomy places the organism in Eukaryota, Metazoa, Chordata, Aves, Apodiformes, Apodidae. The transcript is spliced from 9 exons. The record is from RefSeq and is a predicted model, not a curated record. Gene Ontology annotation, biological process: mitotic spindle assembly checkpoint signaling.